This is a messenger RNA of Onthophagus taurus, 468 nucleotides long. RefSeq names its product uro-adherence factor A-like. Gene Ontology annotation, cellular component: extracellular region. Gene Ontology annotation, molecular function: chitin binding. NCBI's taxonomy places the organism in Eukaryota, Metazoa, Arthropoda, Insecta, Coleoptera, Scarabaeidae. The record is from RefSeq and is a predicted model, not a curated record.
AUGAAACAUCUUCUUAUAUUUAGCAUAAUUUUAGUUACCAGUUCGGCUUUCAAAUGUCCAACAUCAGAAAAAAACCCUACUUAUUAUCCAGAUGAAAAAGAUUGCAAGUUUUUUUAUCAAUGUUCGAAUGGAAGCUCUACUCAUUUACAAUGCGGUGAAACUUUAGUAUUUAAUCCUGAAAUAAAAGUUUGCGACCGACCCCAUAAUGUACCAUCUUGUAACACAUUUGUUGAAAAUGAAGAGUUAGGUACAAAUGAAGAGUUAAGUACAAAUGAAGAGUUAGGUACAAAUGAAGAGUUAAGUACAAAUGAAGAGUUAGGUACAAAUGAAGAGUUAGGUGCAAAUGAAGAGUUAGAAGAAGAUAAAGAAAAAAAUAUAGGUGAAAUUAAUUUCGAACUUCAAAUAAACUAAUAUGUUUAAACGAAAUUUGAAUCAUAUUGAAAUUUGAUUAUAUUAAUUCCAAAUUAA